CGCCCCCUGCCCCGCUCAGCUCUCGCAGUCGGAGCCCAGCAGCAGGCGGAGUCGAACGCGUUGUUUGCAGGUCAGCCAUGUCAUCUGAGCCUCCCCCCCGGCCACAGCCCCCUACACAUCAGACUUCUGUUGGGCUGCUGGACACCCCUCGGGCCCGGGAUCGCUCUCCAUCCCCACUUCGGGGCAACGUGGUCCCCAGUCCUCUGCCCACCCGCCGGACGAGGACCUUCUCAGCGACGGUGAGAGCUUCACAGGGCCCUGUCUACAAAGGGGUCUGUAAAUGCUUCUGCCGGUCCAAGGGCCACGGCUUCAUCACCCCAGCUGAUGGUGGCCCUGACAUCUUCCUGCACAUCUCUGAUGUGGAGGGGGAGUAUGUCCCAGUGGAAGGCGACGAAGUCACCUAUAAGAUGUGCUCCAUCCCGCCCAAGAAUGAGAAACUGCAGGCUGUGGAGGUGGUCAUCACCCACCUGGCGCCAGGCACCAAGCACGAGACCUGGUCCGGACAUGUCAUCAGUUCCUAGGGACCUGCAAGAAUCCCUUCUCCUAGGCUUCAGGGAGACUUUGGGGGGAGGAGGAGCAGGGCUACCCUGGAGAUGACAUUCUACCACAUAAGACUGGGCUUCAAGGUGGGGCAGGGUCCCUUUCAAGCAGCUUCUGGAGGAAGGGAAUAGGGGGCAGGCAGGCAGGGGUGCUCUUGGCCGCCAGCACAGCCUCUGGCCAUUGCAACAAGCUCUCACUAUCUGAAAAGCAUUAAAAGCAUUUGAAAAGGACAGGCACCUGCCAUAGCUGAGUGGAGGGUCCAGCCCAAGCCCAGAUGAUAGGCCAAACCUGGUAUUUCCCCAACUACCAGCCCAGAGCAAGCAAAAUCAGCCUUUAAGAACCCCUCCUGGAAUUAAGAGACAAAAAUCCCCAGAUCUGUCUGGCUCCCCAGGAAUGUCACCAGCCCUGUGAUCUUUACUAAGUGCUACCUUACCUGGGACCAGGGCACAACCAUCUUCUGAUUGACAGCUUGGCUGGUUGUAGGGAGCUGGCUUGUGGGGGGAUGAGAGUUUUCAAGUGGACUUUGCCUUUGGUGCCUCUAUAUCAGGGGCAUUUUCCCCCACUCUGGGGAAGGUAUACCGCCCCCCCCCCCAACUUCAUGCCCUAGGCCACUGACCUUGGACUGGCCUUUUCUACCUGCUUCUAGUUACAUGGUAGCCUCCCUGUGGGCAUUUGAAGCCUGUCAUUAAGCUGGUGCUGAGGGUGGUGUGGGGUGAGGAGGAGAGGCCUGCAGGGAAGGGCUGUGGAGAGGGGAGGGCCUUUCUUUAAGAACAGAACUAGGGCCAGGCUGGUGGUGCAUGCCUGUAAUCCCGGUACUUGGAAGGCUGAAAUAGAGGUCUAGGCCAGUCUAGGUUACAUAGUGAGACCAUGUAUAAAACAAACCAAGGGCUAGGGAUGUAACUCAGUGGUAGAGCACUCGCCUAGCAUGUGCAGGACCCGGGUUCCAUUGCCAGCAGAAAACAAAAAUCUCCAAACUUUGACACUGAUCUGAAGGUGAGGCAGCUUGCUUCCUGAUACCCUUGCAAAGUCAGAAGUUGAAGGAGAAAUACACUUUCUAUGAGAAGUGAGGCUUCUUUAAAAUGGGUUAUAAGUUAUGGUUUUUGCUUUGCAGUAUGAGGGGAUCCUUGGGUCUUGUACAUGUUAGCCCAGCCCCUGCUGGCCAAUCUGACCCCCACCCCCUCUUUGGAGACAGUCUUGCUAUACUGCUCUGCAGGCCAGGCUGGCCCAAACUCUUGGCACUCUUUCUGCCUUGGCCCCCCACCUGCUUGGAGUCACAGGUUUGUAUCUUCAUAUACUGCCGAUUUUUUAAAAAAAUUAACUCAAGCCCUCCCCUGAGCCCUCCUAGUUUGUCCUAUCUUGUACUCUGUAGACACACAGGUAUUUCAAGUGAGCUGAUCUUAGAACUUCCUUUGUUGUGGUUUGCUUUGGCUUUAGUUUUAGUUUAAAAAUAGAAGUAGUUGGGUAAUAGUUUUGAAAUAUACGGCCUAAACAUAGUCAAUAACUUGCUUGUCAACACAGGGAUACAAGUCCUGAAAUGGUGGCUUUGGGGCACCAUAGUGGUCCAGGUUAGAGGCUUGACAUGGGGAGCACUGGAAUUUACAAUUCUGGGGGAGUCUGUGUCCAGCAUAAGCACAUCUUUUGGAAGGGACAAAGGCUAAAACUUUUGCUGAUGGCUCUAGUGGCUUUAAGCAGAAAGGGGCUGGGAGGUAGGUCAGUCAGUAAAAUGUUUGGAGGACCUGACUUUGAACCCCAGAAGAAGCCAGGUGUGGUGAUGCGCCCUGUAAUCCCAGCACUGGGGAGGCAGAGACAAUGGAUUUCUGGGCUUGCUAUGUGGUAGUUCUAGGUCAAUGAGAGACCCUGUUUUGUUUUGAAAGGUAGAUGACAGCUAUGUGCACCUUUUUAUUUCUUUAAAGACGGGAUCUCAUUCUGAAGCUCUGGUUGGCCUGGAACUUGCUAUGUAGACCAGGCUUGCCUCAGACUCAGAGAUUUGCCGGUCUCUGCCAGGAAUGACAUCUGAGGUGGUCCUCUGGUCUCCACAUAUACAACACAUACUGAGGACAAGGGGACAGGCACAUGCGGGUAUGUAGAGCCAGCUCUAAAAUCUCCAUGUAGCUGACCAUUUUGUUGGGUCACUGGUGGCUUUUUUCCUACUGGGUCAAAGGUGGCCUAUUCCCCUCCAGCCUUGGUUUGUGGCCCAGAGGUGCUCCUAGGGCCUUUCUGCUAAGAACAUAUUCCCAAAACUCCUUCUGCCAGGACCCAGGAAGGCUUGCUGGGGCUGACAACCUUCUCUGUUACCCCCUUGCCCCAAAGCAUCAGUACGGCUUUGCUCUCACUCUGGCACCUGGUUGGGCUUGGGGUGGCUUCAUGUACUGGCCCUCUAGUGGACCCUGGCCUCCAGUGAGCUGGAAGCCCCAUUCUGCUGGGCAGUGUAACUUCCAGACUCUCUAGCUAGCUCAGCAGAAUCCUUUGUAAAGGGUUCUUCCUCUGCAGUCACAUCUUUUCAGACUAUAGAAUAUUCUGGAACUGCAGGAUAUCUGAACUGGAAAAGACCCCCUUUCUGUUCAGACAGGGAGUAUUUACAGAUGGGGAGGGACUUGUUGGUGACUGAGCAGGGAAGAAAAUGCAGAUUCCCAAAUUCAGACAUUGUUCACAUCAGCCACCUUUCUCAAUAAAGUGUUUUGUGCAAG
This is a messenger RNA of Nannospalax galili (Upper Galilee mountains blind mole rat), 3227 nucleotides long. It is a transcript of the gene Carhsp1, whose product is annotated as calcium regulated heat stable protein 1. Gene Ontology annotation, molecular function: mRNA 3'-UTR binding. Gene Ontology annotation, biological process: regulation of mRNA stability. Gene Ontology annotation, cellular component: cytoplasm. Lineage: Eukaryota; Metazoa; Chordata; Mammalia; Rodentia; Spalacidae. The record is from RefSeq and is a predicted model, not a curated record. The transcript is spliced from 4 exons. Bases 78 to 521 code for a protein of 147 amino acids.